UCCACCUCCUCCACUCCCGGUCCUGCGUGAUCUCGCGUGAAGUGGGGAGUAUCUUCUCGCGAGAGCUAGGUCGGGAUCCCUCCAGGUCCGCCUCCGUGGUGAGGAGGAGGAGGAGGAGGAGGCGGAGGGAGGAGGAGGAGGCCCCGCCGCGGCCUUCGCCGCCGCCAACGGGGCUGUCCCUGUAGCUCCCGAUGGAGUUUGAGGUCGUGAAACCGCCGCCGAGCUCUGCCCCGGCGAGACGAGGCGCCUCCGUCGCCGAGCCGCGCCGUCGCGGGGCUCCCGGGAGCGGCCCUUAGUGACCCCGCCCGGGCCCCCUCAGCUUACAAAACACUACACAGCAAAAUAAUGAUCUGCUAGACUGCUAACCCGAGCAUCCAGCUUCCACAAUGCCUGUGCAGGCAGCUCAGUGGACAGAAUUUCUGUCCUGUCCAAUCUGCUAUAAUGAAUUUGAUGAGAAUGUGCACAAACCCAUCAGUUUAGGUUGUUCACACACUGUUUGCAAGACCUGCUUGAAUAAACUUCACCGAAAAGCUUGUCCUUUUGACCAGACUGCCAUCAACACAGACAUUGAUGUGCUUCCUGUCAACUUUGCACUUCUCCAGUUAGUCGGAGCCCAGGUACCAGAUCAUCAGUCAAUAAAGUUAAGUAAUCUAGGUGAGAACAAACACUAUGAGGUUGCAAAGAAAUGUGUUGAGGAUUUGGCACUCUACUUAAAACCACUAAGUGGAGGUAAAGGUGUAGCUAGUUUGAACCAGAGUGCACUGAGCCGUCCAAUGCAAAGGAAACUGGUGACACUUGUAAACUGUCAACUGGUGGAGGAAGAAGGUCGUGUGAGAGCCAUGCGAGCAGCCCGCUCACUUGGAGAAAGAACUGUAACGGAACUAAUAUUACAGCACCAGAACCCUCAGCAAUUGUCUGCCAACCUAUGGGCUGCUGUCAGGGCUCGAGGAUGCCAGUUUCUAGGGCCAGCUAUGCAAGAAGAGGCCUUGAAGCUGGUGUUGCUGGCAUUAGAAGAUGGUUCUGCUCUCUCAAGGAAAGUUCUGGUACUUUUUGUUGUGCAAAGACUAGAACCAAGAUUUCCUCAGGCAUCAAAAACAAGUAUUGGUCAUGUUGUGCAACUACUGUAUCGAGCUUCUUGUUUUAAGGUUACUAAAAGGGAUGAAGACUCUUCCCUGAUGCAGCUAAAGGAGGAAUUUCGGAGUUAUGAGGCAUUACGCAGAGAACAUGAUGCCCAAAUUGUUCAUAUUGCUAUGGAGGCAGGACUCCGUAUUUCACCUGAGCAGUGGUCCUCUCUUCUAUAUGGUGAUUUGGCACAUAAAUCACACAUGCAGUCUAUCAUUGAUAAGCUGCAGUCUCCAGAAUCAUUUGCAAAGAGUGUCCAGGAAUUGACAAUUGUUUUGCAGCGAACAGGUGACCCAGCUAACUUAAAUAGACUGAGACCUCAUUUAGAGCUUCUUGCAAACAUAGACCCUAAUCCAGAUGCUGUUUCACCAACUUGGGAGCAGCUAGAAAAUGCAAUGGUAGCCGUUAAAACAGUGGUUCAUGGCCUUGUGGACUUCAUACAGAAUUAUAGCAGAAAAGGCCAUGAGACACCUCAGCCUCAGCCAAACAGCAAAUAUAAGACUAGCAUGUGCCGAGAUCUGCGACAACAAGGGGGGUGUCCACGAGGAACAAAUUGUACUUUUGCCCAUUCUCAGGAAGAGCUUGAAAAGUAUCGAUUAAGGAACAAAAAGAUCAAUGCAACUGUAAGAACAUUUCCUCUUCUAAAUAAAGUUGGUGUAAACAACACUGUCACAACCACAGCCGGAAAUGUCAUUUCUGUCAUAGGAAGUACUGAAACAACGGGGAAAAUUGUUCCAAGUACAAACGGAAUUUCAAAUGCAGAAAACAGUGUUUCCCAGCUAAUCCCACGUAGUACUGACAGUACAUUAAGAGCUCUGGAGACUGUGAAGAAAGUGGGGAAGGUUGGCACUAAUGGUCAGAAUGCUGCUGGGCCUUCUGCAGAGUCUGUAACUGAAAGUAAAAUUGGUUCUCCACCCAAGACUCCUGUAAGUAAUGUAGCGGCUACCUCAGCUGGGCCCUCUAAUGUUGGAACAGAGCUGAAUUCUGUGCCUCCAAAAUCCAGCCCGUUUAUAACUAGAGUACCGGUAUAUCCUCAGCAUUCUGAAAACAUUCAGUAUUUUCAAGAUCCAAGGACUCAGAUACCCUUUGAAGUCCCACAGUACCCACAGACGGGAUACUACCCACCACCUCCAACGGUACCAGCUGGCGUGGCUCCCUGUGUUCCUCGCUUUGUGAGGUCCAAUAAUGUUCCAGAGUCCUCUCUCCCACCUGCUUCCAUGCCAUAUGCCGAUCAUUACAGUACAUUUUCCCCUCGAGAUCGAAUGAAUUCUUCUCCUUACCAACCUCCUCCUCCGCAGCCGUAUGGACCAGUUCCUCCAGUACCUUCUGGAAUGUAUGCUCCUGUGUACGACAGCAGGCGCAUCUGGCGCCCACCUAUGUACCAACGAGAUGACAUUAUUAGAAGCAAUUCUUUACCUCCAAUGGAUGUGAUGCACUCGUCUGUCUAUCAGACAUCUUUGCGAGAAAGAUAUAACUCAUUAGAUGGGUAUUAUUCAGUGGCUUGUCAGCCACCAAGUGAACCAAGGACAACCGUGCCUUUACCAAGGGAACCUUGUGGUCAUUUGAAGACCAGUUGCGAGGAGCAGAUAAGAAGAAAGCCAGAGCAGUGGGCACAGUACCACACUCAGAAAGCACCUCUUGUCUCUUCAACUCUUCCUGUGGCAACACAGUCACCAACACCACCUUCUCCUCUAUUCAGUGUAGACUUUCGCGCUGAUUUCUCUGAGAGUGUGAGUGGUACAAAAUUUGAAGAAGAUCAUCUUUCCCAUUAUUCUCCCUGGUCUUGUGGCACCAUAGGUUCCUGUAUAAAUGCCAUCGAUUCAGAGCCCAGAGAUGUAAUUGCUAAUUCAAAUGCUGUGUUAAUGGACCUGGACAGUGGAGAUGUUAAGAGAAGAGUACAUUUAUUUGAAACUCAGAGAAGGACAAAAGAAGAAGACCCGAUAAUUCCUUUUAGUGAUGGACCUAUUAUCUCAAAAUGGGGUGCAAUUUCCAGAUCUUCCCGUACAGGUUACCAUACCACGGAUCCUGUCCAGGCCACUGCUUCCCAAGGAAGUGCAACUAAGCCCAUCAGUGUAUCAGAUUAUGUCCCUUACGUCAAUGCUGUUGAUUCAAGGUGGAGUUCAUAUGGUAACGAGGCCACAUCAUCAGCGCACUAUAUUGAACGGGACAGAUUCAUCGUUACUGAUUUAUCUGGUCAUAGAAAGCAUUCCAGUACUGGAGACCUUUUGAGCAUUGAACUUCAGCAGGCUAAGAGUAACUCCUUGCUUCUUCAGAGGGAGGCCAAUGCUCUGGCCAUGCAACAGAAAUGGAAUUCCCUGGAUGAAGGCCGUCACCUUACCUUAAAUCUUCUGAGCAAGGAAAUUGAACUGAGAAAUGGAGAGAGUGAUUAUACAGAAGAUGCAACUGAUACUAAGCCUGAUAGGGAUAUUGAGUUAGAGCUUUCAGCCCUUGAUACUGAUGAACCUGAUGGACAAGGUGAACAAAUUGAAGAGAUCCUGGACAUACAGCUUGGUAUCAGUUCUCAAAAUGAUCAGUUGCUAAAUGGAACAGCAGUGGAAAAUGGGCAUACAGUCCAACAGCACCAAAAGGAGCCACUGGAGCAGAAGAGGCAGAGUUUAGGUGAAGACCAUGUGAUUCUGGAGGAGCAGAAAACAAUUCUGCCGGUAACUUCUUGCUUUAGCCAGCCACUCCCAGUGUCCAUUAGCAAUGCAAGUUGCCUCCCCAUCACCACAUCUGUCAGUGUUGGCAACCUCAUUCUGAAAACUCAUGUUAUGUCUGAAGAUAAAAACGACUUUUUAAAACCUGUUGCAAAUGGGAAGAUGGUUAACAGCUGAAAGGAGGUUCAUCUUUCAAAUUUGUGACCAUACCAUGGAAGCAUUUACACUAGCUUUUUAUAUAUAUAAUAUAUAUUAUAUAAUGUAUAUUUUUUUUAAAAAAAAGAUAUUACUGGGGGCAUCCAUUUCCUGUGGACUCUUUGAUACUUCAAGCCCUCUUGCAUUAGCAUUAUGAAAAAAAAGAAAAUUUACUUUACUAGGGUAACACGUUCACUUUCCAGAAGUGAUUGGAAUUUGGACAUUUAACUUAAGCUUCAAGCAGCUUUUUAUGAGUUUGUAGCAAUCCGGUGCAGUAACUGAGCCAUUUCCUAUUUUAAAUGGCUUCUAUAGAAAAUUAACAACUCAGUUAUUAAACUAGCAGGAUCCUACAAUGAUACAUCUAGUGAAAGUAGACUUAAUUAACUUAUUUAUUUCUAUUUUUUUGUUUCACUGAGAGAAAUUUCCAUCUCAUUCCAGCUGCUUUAUUUAUCUUUUUCAUGGAACUUUGCAUGGAUUUUUUUUCUUUAUUUUUUUUUUUUUUUUACUUUGAAGAGUGGAGUUAGACGUUCUUAUCAUAGAAUUUUACAGGGUUAUAUACUAGCUUUCUUUACUGCAUUAUAUGUAGGAGUGUGGUGCAGUGCUUUUAUCUGUAGCAUUUAAAUUUUUUUUAAUUUUCCAUUUUUUCAAGAAUAG
Messenger RNA from Equus quagga, 4628 nucleotides. It is a transcript of the gene RC3H2, whose product is annotated as ring finger and CCCH-type domains 2. Bases 387 to 3956 code for a protein of 1189 amino acids. The transcript is spliced from 21 exons. Gene Ontology annotation, molecular function: metal ion binding. The record is from RefSeq and is a predicted model, not a curated record. Lineage: Eukaryota; Metazoa; Chordata; Mammalia; Perissodactyla; Equidae.